Branchiostoma belcheri (Belcher's lancelet) is the source of this 1127-nucleotide messenger RNA. RefSeq lists its product as uncharacterized. Lineage: Eukaryota; Metazoa; Chordata; Leptocardii; Amphioxiformes; Branchiostomatidae. Bases 126 to 920 code for a protein of 264 amino acids. Gene Ontology annotation, cellular component: intracellular anatomical structure. The record is from RefSeq and is a predicted model, not a curated record. The transcript has a single exon. Gene Ontology annotation, molecular function: oxidoreductase activity, acting on NAD(P)H, oxygen as acceptor.
UUUUAAUCAUUACCCUUUAAUUUGCCUGACCCAUUUUUAACAGGAAGGACGGUACAAAUUCCAAAAGGCCAUUCAAAAAUCCUCCUAAAACUAUUGCUAGCUAGCGCUUGUUCUAGAUUUUUAACAUGUCGCAGUGCAAGACCGCUCUCGUCACUGGCGGGACCCGAGGAAUCGGCUACGGUAUAGCCGAGGAGCUCGCCACCGCCGGUUAUGACCUUAUUCUUGGGUACCGGCAAAACCAAGACCGUGCCGAAGACGCCAAGGCACACCUAGAGGGAACGUACAAUGUACGCGUGUUCCUGGUGUCAGGCGAGGCGGGAGACGAAACCACGGUGGACGCUUACUUCUCCUGUGUCCAGGAGAACUUUGGUGGUAAACUGACGGCCCUGGUCCACAACGCCGGAGCGUACUGGCAAAACCGUUCCCACACCAAACCAGACGCCAGUGGCAGCUGGUUCCAAGGCUGGGAGGCGUACGAGUUCUUCCAGGGCAUGUACCCGAAAUGUUUCAUCAGGCUGGUGGAGAGGGCGGUCACCUGUAUGGAGGACGGGCGAGGGUACAUCGUCGCCGUGUCUUCCCCCGGGUGUAACAACUCCCGCGGGCCGAACCUCGCCUACAUCACCCCGGGUACGGCUAAGGCAAGUGUGGAGUACCUGGUCAGGCACUACGCCAAGCAGCUGGCGCCCAGGCGGAUCACCUGUAACGUCGUCAUCCCGGGCUUCACCAAGACCGAGGCCUGGGACCCAGUCGUGGAGGAGUUAGGGGCGGCGCAAGUCGACGCUUUCAUCGGUUCCUGCGGUAUGAGACGGUGGGCUUCUCCCCGUGAAGUCGGCGGUGUGGCGGCGUUCCUGUGCUCGGAGAAGGCGGCGUUCAUCACCGGCGCGUCAUUGCCUGUGGACGGCGGCGUCCACCUCAAGUAAUUACGAUAACGUCAAACCGAACAUGCUUGGCUGUAGGGGACAGAACUGUCAACUGUAGGUCCCCUCAUAACAUAGGUCCUUUAUUUCAUGUACACGUAAUAAAUUGCAAUAGCCUUCGGGCAGGAACUUGCAAUAAAUUUUCAUUAAAAAGUGUGAAGAAUGGCAACCGCCGAGUAGAAUGAAAUGCCAUAUGCAUAACGCACGCGA